UCGGUGUCGUUCCGAGAAUUGUGUUCUUAGUUUUUGAGGUUAGGAAUGAGCUUCGUCUUUAAUUUCUUCAAAAAUGUUGUUUUCAGAAUGUUAGAGGUAAUUUGGUUUGGAAAAAGGAAAAUUUCAAAUUCAUUGAGUAUUUACGUGAAAACCAAUACUGGAAACACACUUGCCCUUAAUCUUGACCCAAAAUGGGAUAUUCGAAAUGUCAAAGAAAUCGUUGCACCAAAAAUGGGUAUUUCACCAGAUAAUAUAAAAAUAAUUUUCGCUGGCAAAGAAUUACAUAAUUCCACCAUCAUUGAGGACUGUGAUUUAGGCCAACAAAGUACCUUGCAUGCAGUUCGUACACCACAAAGAAUAAUUAAAGCAAAUCGCUUAAAUAAUACGAUUGCCGAAUCUAUUUCAGAAUCUGAUUUAGACGAUAGCGGAGGUAGCAAACCAUUGAAUGAAACUCUUACCGACUUAUCUUUAGAUGAAUCUACCGAAGAAGAGCAAAAAGUAGAAGGACAAAGUAGGAAGGCACAUUUUUAUGUAUAUUGUUCGAUUCCUUGUAAGUCGGUAAAACCUGGUAAAUUAAGAGUUCGUUGUAAUAAUUGUGGGAGUGGUGCCGUAACUGUUGAUAAAGAUCCUCAGUCUUGGCCAGAUGUUUUAUUACCAAAAAGAAUUACCAUUCAUUGUGAAAAUCAAUUUUGUCCCACCUUGACCUCUGCCAAUGGAGACACAGAGUCACAAAUCAAUUUUGCCCAAUUUUUUUUCAAAUGUGCAAGUCAUACGAGUUUAGGCGAGAAAGACGAAGCCGUUCCAUUGUAUUUGAUUAAACCUAAUCUUGCAAAAAUUCCUUGCUUAGCUUGUACAGAUAUUAGGGAUACAGUUUUAGUUUUCCCAUGUGAAGCUGGACAUGUUACUUGCUUAGAUUGUUUUCGUGAUUAUUGUAUAGUUCGAUUACAAGAACGUCAAUUCAUUUUUGACAAUGAAACAGAAUAUUAUACUCUUCCAUGUCCAGCUGGCUGCGCAACUUCCUUUAUUCGUGAAAUUCAUCACUUUCAUCUUCUACCACCCGCUCAGUACGAACGCUAUCAUCGUUUUGGGACCGAAGAAUAUGUUCUUAAAGCAGGAGGAUUACUUUGUCCCCAACCAGAUUGUGGAAUGGGAAUUAUUCCUACUUUGGAUCAGGGAGAAGAUCAAGAGGAAUGUCGAAAAAUUCAAUGUAUUGGUGGUUGCGGUUAUGUUUUUUGUAGAAAAUGCUUACAAGGUUUUCACGUUGGUGAAUGCGAAAACCAACCCACAGUUUCAAGUGCAAAUUCUGGUCAAGGCUGCUAUUAUGUGGAUCCAAUGAAAGCCAAAAAUGCCAAGUGGGAUGAUGCCAGUAAAAAGACAAUACAAAUAUCCACGAAGCCAUGCCCAAAAUGUCGUACUCCGACUGAAAGAGACGGCGGUUGUAUGCAUAUGAUUUGUACAAGAGCAGGUUGCGGCUUUCAAUGGUGUUGGAUUUGUCAAACUCCUUGGACGCGAGAUUGCAUGGGUAAUCAUUGGUUUGGAUAAUCCAUAAGUUUCACAAUCAAUUUGCAUUCUUUUAUUUUCUAUGCAACUCGAUAAGCCGUUUCUUUGUUUUUUAUAAAAAUGGUCAU
This is a messenger RNA of Ceratosolen solmsi marchali, 1628 nucleotides long. It is a transcript of the gene park, whose product is annotated as E3 ubiquitin-protein ligase parkin. Gene Ontology annotation, cellular component: mitochondrion; cytosol. Gene Ontology annotation, molecular function: ubiquitin-protein transferase activity; protein binding; zinc ion binding. Lineage: Eukaryota; Metazoa; Arthropoda; Insecta; Hymenoptera; Agaonidae. The transcript has 8 exons. The record is from RefSeq and is a predicted model, not a curated record. Gene Ontology annotation, biological process: protein ubiquitination. The coding region runs from base 46 to 1542 and encodes 498 amino acids.